This is a messenger RNA of Penicillium argentinense, 1692 nucleotides long. Its product is annotated as zinc knuckle domain protein. Gene Ontology annotation, molecular function: zinc ion binding; nucleic acid binding. Lineage: Eukaryota; Fungi; Ascomycota; Eurotiomycetes; Eurotiales; Aspergillaceae. The transcript has 2 exons. Bases 1 to 1692 code for a protein of 563 amino acids. The record is from RefSeq and is a predicted model, not a curated record.
AUGCCCGACUCCGAAGACGAGGCGGACUCACGAAUAGCCUCGGUCGGCGCACAGCGCGCCCGAAAGUCGCGGUCCUCAUCCUCUGCCCGUUCCUCGAGCAAUAGCGAUUUCCGUACCGUGAAGAAGCAUCGGCGGAAUCCAUCCGCAGCAGAUCGUGCCGUCGUGGACUUUGUCCCCCGCGGUGGGACUUUUAGUCAAAAACCCCUGGAAAUCGACCCUGAUGAUACGUCAAGCUCAGGUUCCGACUCAGACAAUGCGAAUGCCAACAACUCGGAGUCGUCUGGAGGGGUCGCGGUGACAAAUCCCCAUGCGGGCAACACCGCGCCAGCCAUUAGCUGGAACCAAGGCAGAAAGAACGCGGUCCGCACAACGCUGGGAAAGCGCAAGUCGGGGCCCCAUUCUCAGUCCCAGCUCCAGCCUAGCGAGACAGCGCAAUUCAAGGCAGUCAAUAACCAAUUCUGGCGUUCUCGCAGUGCCUCUGCCUCAUCUGGGACAAACAGUGAGGUGCAAAAGGAUGGGGCCGCGUCGGAGGAAGACAGUGUCUCCGAAGAGGGCGAGGUCAAAUCUCCGCAGAGCGAUUCAGACGACUCGGUGUCUUCUGAUUCCGAGGCCGACGACUCCAUACUCUUGAACAUUGGGACCAGCAAUGACCACCCCGUAGAUGACUACGAUCCCGAGUCUUUGAUUGUGGACCAUUCUCAGGCGGCCAACGGGCACUCUAAUGGUUUUGCUUCUGAUGUGGAUACUAUGCCCAUUCAGGGCGGAUCAAAAGAGGCGGCCUUCCAGCAAUUCUCUCGCAAGUAUCCAACUCCUCCCAGUUCCCUGGGAGACUUGAAAGACGCCGACUUGGACAGGCAAAUGAAGUCUAUGUACUGGUAUUUGAACAUCCAGGAAGUUAGCUCACGGCCAAUUCGUUGCCUGGAGUGCUUCCAGCAGGGACAUCUCGCUGAGGUUUGCCCGACAAAGGAGUGUGAGCACUGUGGUGCAUGGGAUGAACAUGCAAGCGCUUCGUGCCCCUCGUGGCGACGAUGCUUGGUAUGCCGGGAAAGAGGACACGAUGGAGAGGACUGCUCAGCUCCCUUGAAAACCUCUCCAGACGAAGCCCCUUGCGAUUUAUGCGGUGUAGCUCACCUGGAAACCCAGUGUAGUCAACGCUUCCGAUUUCCGAUGCGAGAGGCAACCAACUCCAGUAUCAAGGUCGCCAUUUCGUGCGCUCGCUGUCUCAGUAGCCAUCACCUGUAUGGUAAUUGCCCUUCAGUGACGUACUUUUCCUUCUGUGCAUCAUCUUUCUCGCUCAUGGGUCUUGACCCUGCAAUGAUUACCAAUACCAACCACGGUGUGCGACCCGAUCCUCCUCGCCCUAACCGUUUACCACAAGGUCCCGGCCGGGCACGCAAUCAUCGCCGCGGUGGAGGCGGAGGUCGGCGUCCCUCUUCUGACAGCAGUGACGACUUGCCGCGCGCCGGUAAGCGACCACAGCCUGUCAACCGUGGAAAGCCUCGCGGGAACAUUCGAUUUGGCCAUGGCGCAGGUUUAGGAUCCGAUCAGCCCCGAGGUGCCCCUCCCCCCAAUCGAGGCGGAGGAGGAAAUCGAGGUCGCGGAGGGCGCGGAGGUGGCGUUGGUGGUAACAGUCGAGGUGGAGGUGGAAGUGGAAAUGGUGGCGGACGAGGUUUCAAACGCAGAGGGCAGUAG